AGCGCAUUUUCCUUUUUCAGAGCAGAUGAGACUGGCUGGCACUGGGUUUUUCUCCGUCUCUCGAUGCCUCGCGUUUUUGUUCAGUCAUUUAUGUUCUGGCUUUCGGUUUAUUUGGACGUAGAAGAUUUUGAAUUCAUUUCGCGCUGAUAUUCUACUCGUUUGCUGUGCUUGCGCCAUUCUCUGUCGUUCUAUAUACACACACUCCCAUACAUGUGCAUAUGUAAAUAAUAAGAAAACAAACUUACAGUUUAAAUAAUCAAAGGGUCGGCUAUCGGUCGUGUAUAUACAUUUGUAGUUUCUGCAACAUCCCUUCCUCCAAAAGUGAACAAUAUAUGUAUAAAUAAAAGUGCCUAAUGUUGAAGAAAACGUGAACACUAUGGCGGGUAUAUUUCGCUCUACGUCUCUGAAUAACUCAAAUGAAUCGCAGGGUUCGCCAUUUAAGCGGUUCUCAUUGAACUCGGGCAACAAUCAAUUCUGCACCAGUCCCGGAGUCUUGCAAGAUGUGACCAUGGAUAACUCAUAUGCCAGUUUCGAUGCGGGCCGUCUGCAAGGCGAAAGCCACUCGCCUUUGGCCAUGCCGGGCCGUUCUAUGCGCAACGUGGAGGAGCAGAUGUCGACGCUGCGAAAGGAGAACUUCAAUCUCAAGCUGCGCCUCUACUUCAUGGAGGAGAGCCAGCUGGGGCACCAGCGGACAAACAAUUCGGGCGAGUCUCUGUCGAAGCAGUUGAUCGACACAAAGAUAGAGGUCGAAGUGCUGCGCAAAACGGUCGAGGAGAAGACGGAGCUGCUGAAGGACGCCGCUCGGGCCAUAUCCAUGCACGAGGAGAUGCAGCGCAAGGCGGAAACCGAAAGCAAUGCGUUGAUCGAUGAGCUGCAGCAGCAUCUGCGCCACUACGAGGAAACUGGAGCUGCCUUUGAAGGAGAGUCCAGAGAAGCACUGGAUGAAAAGCUCAAACACUUGGAGUCUGAGGUCCAGAGGUCGAGGCAGGAACUUGUCGAGGCCGGCAUACGGCAGAUAGCCUGCCAGGACCAGCUGAAGUCGGCACAGGCCGAGCACCAGGAGACGCUGUCCUCCUGCGAGGCCAAGAUCCAGGAGCUGGCUAUCAAGAACGCCGAGCUGGUGGAGCAAAUCGAGAAGGCGCGGCAGUGCAGCGACGAGGCAAAUGCUAAGCAGGAGAUGGACGCCCAACUGGCGGACAAUAUGUGCGAACUGCAGGAUGCGCAGGAGAAGCUAAAGGAGCGAGAACGCAUCCACGAGCAGGCAUGCCGCACCAUACAGAAGCUAAUGCAGAAGUUGAGCAGCCAGGACAAGGAGAUCAAAAGACUCAACCAGCAGCAGCAGCCGCAGGAGCAGCACUCGGUUAAGAAAGAAAACGAGAACAGCAAUGCCAACAUAUCGCCAUCGGCAACGGGCCGUUCGCUGAGUGACAAUGAGGCGUGCUUUUUGGAAAUAUCCUCGGGACUUAAGGAACAAUACGAGUAUAAGAUGGCCGAGCAGGAGCUAAAGAUCCAGCAGCUUCAGGCGGAGGUUAAAAAGAAGACGGCCAAUCUGCAGAACCUGGUCAACAAGGAGCUGUGGGAGAAGAACCGCGAGGUGGAGCGCCUGACCAAGUUGGUGGCCACCAGCCAGCAGCCGCAGUCGCUGCCUCAGAUAAACGAAGAGUCAAUUGGCUCAGCAGCCGUCGAUUUGCAGCAGUCCUUCACCGAGCUGGAGUACACCAAAGCCCUGGAACGCAACAAGCUGCUGCAGCGCAAGGUGGACGUGCUCAUCCACCGCCUGGGAGAGGAUCACCAGAACAGUGCGGUGAUUGGACAGCUGCGGCAGGAACUGCGCCAGGUACAGGCGGACGCUGAGAGCGCGAAUAAGUGGCGACUGGAGUGCGCCGAUGUUUGUGGUGUGCUGACCAACCGGCUGGAAGAGCUGGCCGGGUUCCUUAACUCGUUGCUGAAGCACAAGGAUGUGCUCGGUGCACUGGCCGCUGAUAGGCGGCACGCCAUGCGUCGAGCUGUGGACCGUAGCCUGGACCUGUCCAAGAGCCUGAACAUGACGCUGAAUAUCACUGGCGCCUCGCUGGCCGAUCAGAGUCUUGCGCAGCUGUGCAAUCUCUCUGAUAUGCUGUAUAACGACGCAGAUGCCGAGGCGGAGGCCGAUGCCAGCCACAAGACGUACAACUCGCAUGAAGAGGUACGCACCGCUGGCGCCGCCUCCAUCAAUCCAACGAUUGAGCACCUAAAGGCCGAGAACAAGGCGCUGAAGCGGGAGUUGGAGAAGCGCCGCACCUCCGACGGGCAGCAGCUGCGCAAGGAACGCCGUUCCCUGCCCCUGCCCACCCAGCAGCCAGACAACCAAAGCGAAUCGGAAGCCUGGUCCGAGCCGGACCGUAAGGUGUCCCUGGCCCGUAUUGGACUGGAAGAGACCUCACAUAGCCUUGCCACGGCCGAACGGCAGCCCAGCGAAUCGGAAAGCGAGGGGCGGCGCGCCUGCUCGGCCAGGCAGGAGCGCAGUCGCACCAGCGAGCGCAUUGCCCAGCUGGAGGAGCAGAUAGCCCAGAGGGACGAGCGUGUCCUGAGCGUGCAAUGCCAGCUGGUGGAUCUAGACAACAGAUACAAGCAGGAGCAGCUGCGCUGCAUGGACAUUUCACACCAAAUGGAGCACUUGCGGGCCGCCAACGAGGCCCUCACGGCCGACCUGCAGGCCAUUGGAACGCAGGAGGAUCAGCAGAUGAACGAACUCCAACGUCUGAUCGAUAUAAAGACCAAACAGAUUGAUCAGCUGGAGCUGGCCCAGAGCACAUUGACUGCAGAUGCGCAGAUAACGGACAUGGAACUGCAGGCAGCACAGCAGCAGCUCGUGGAAAUGGAGCAACAACACGCUGAGGCUGUGGACCAGGCCCAGGCCGAGAUGGCAGAACUGAGGCGGGAGGCAGCGGAAAAGCUCGAGGAAGUGCAUCGCCGGCACCAGGAGGCGCUCGAGCGAGACUGGGUGGCGCUGAGCCUUUACCAGGAGCAGGCCCAACAGCUGCUCGAGCUGCAGAGGUCCCUGGAGUACCACCAGGAGAACGAGAUGGAGCUGAAGCAGACUCUCGUGGAGAACGAGCUGGCUACGCGUUCGCUCAAAAAACAACUGGACGAAAGCACCCUGCAGGCAUCCAAGGCGGUCAUGGAACGGACCAAGGCCUACAACGACAAAUUGCAGCUGGAGAAGCGCACAGAGGAGCUCAGGCUGCAGUUGGAGCUCUUGAAAGGUGUGCAGCCGCAGCGCCAACUCGUUCAGCCAGCUCGUUCCAACAGCAGCGAUGUGUCGCAGUCGGGAUACACCUCGGAGGAGGUGGCUGUGCCCAUGGGACCACCAAAUGGCAACCAAUCCAGCGUACCGGCCAGCACGGCUGUGGUAGUGGGGCGCGUCAGCAGCUCCUCGCCGGAUCUCGGUAUAGAGAGCGAUGCCGGCCGAAUCUCCAGCGUUGAGUUGUGUACAGCUACACAGCGUGCCCUACUGAAGAAUGAGACGCCGUCAGGUGCUAAAGAUGAACCCGUUGAAAACGCAUUGAGUGUGUCCCAACAACAGCAGCAGCAACAGCCGUCUGCAACAAUUACACACGACUGUGCCAAGGUAGAACAAGAAAAUGCUGAAUUGAGGCGUAAACUAAUCCGCACCAAGCGCGCAUUCGAAGACACCUACGAAAAGUUGCGUCUGGCUAACAAAGCUAAAGCACAAGUCGAAAAAGACAUCAAGAAUCAAAUACUAAAAACUCACAAUGUUCUGCGAAACGUACGCUCAAAUAUGGAGAAUGAGUUCUAACAAUUGAUUUCACGUCGUCGUCGACGACGACUAUAUCAGCAUUAAUUAAUAGUCCCAUAUCAUUCAUUUGUUACUAGACGUUUGCCAUUUUCCUUGCCAUGAUCUGUUCAUUUAUUUCUUUGUAAACCUUUUAUUUUCCUCGUUCCUAACAAGGUAUUAAUUUGUAUUUUGUAUGUGCCUGUAUUUUUUUGUACCAUGAACGGAUCCGAACCGAAACAACGAAGCUAUUAAUAUAAAUACCUUUUUGCAUUUUCUAAAGACUGUAUAGGAAACUCAACACGGAAUCAAUGCACACAAUAAUAACAAUAACAUUGAUCAAGAAUAUUUACUCAAUGAAAGAAAUAUCACACCUGUUUUAGCACACCCCAAAACUAAAAAAAAAUGUCUAGACUGAAAAGUAUGUAACCAGAACCUGGCACACUCAUUCAUAUUGAAUGACAUGUAUAGAAUAUGUAUAUAUAUCCUUAUCUCUCCCCCCACUA
Messenger RNA from Drosophila pseudoobscura, 4281 nucleotides. It is a transcript of the gene cnn, whose product is annotated as phosphodiesterase 4D interacting protein centrosomin. Gene Ontology annotation, biological process: centrosome cycle; positive regulation of microtubule nucleation; regulation of Golgi organization. The transcript has 8 exons. Bases 377 to 3799 code for a protein of 1140 amino acids. The record is from RefSeq and is a predicted model, not a curated record. Gene Ontology annotation, molecular function: molecular adaptor activity. Gene Ontology annotation, cellular component: Golgi apparatus; centrosome. NCBI's taxonomy places the organism in Eukaryota, Metazoa, Arthropoda, Insecta, Diptera, Drosophilidae.